AUGACGGAUGAGCUUAUUUCAACGACUGGAGCUGAAAAUGUCACAUGUUCAAAUUGUGGCUACAUCACAUUCUACAUGCCCCCAAAUCUAACAUACAUGUCUCUACGCAGAUGGAUCGUAAGCGCACCAUUUACAUCUAAAGUGAUCGUUAAAAACGCCGUCAACAUUGAUUUGUUCGAUAUUUCCGGUUGUGGUUUUAGAGAUUUUAUUUAUGAAAUUAGAGGAUUAUCUGGCUUGAAAACAGCGUUACUCUCCGGUAACAAUAUGACCCUACUGUCUGAUACUUUGUUUGACACUUUUCAAACGAUUGAAAAACUAGAUAUAUCUGCUUGCAAGCUUGAGCCUUUGUUUAUAUCUCUCCAUAGCAGGCGGCUGUUUCAGAAUCUGAGUUUGCUAUCAUGGCUUGACAUGUCGUCAAAUCGUUUGGAUCUUCUGGCUCCACAAACCUUCCUUGAUAACAAAAACCUAAGAGGAUUAAAUCUCGCGUUUAAUCGUUUUCGAUCGAUCCCGUUUGACCUUAGGAACGCGCCGGUGCUGUAUAUUCUAGACAUGAGAGGGAACUCCCUAACAAGUAUUGAUGCCAAGACGCGUUUAGAAAUGGAUGUUAGGUCCCAUAGCUCUAAAGGUUUCUAUUUAUAUCUCUUCGGCAACACAUUGUCAUGUGCUUGUGAGAAUAUCGAUUUUCUCCUGUGGCUCACCCACACAGACGUGGUUCUAGACAACGGUAGGAAUUACACGUGCAUUGACAACGAUGGGACACUGAUAACAACGCUUGACUUCCAGGAUAUAAACAAACUAUGGCGGUACUGUAGCGGGCAGUAUUUUUUCUAUAUCAGUAUAGUAUGUUUCAGUACUUUAUGUAUAGGCUACUUGCUGACGUUUAUCGUAAACAACAAACUGACUUAUAUUGUAUCGUACGUGCUACAAUAUUUCGGAAACUUUAAGUUACACAGCUGCAAAGACUACAAAUACGGUGUGUACAUUGGUUAUGCCGACAAAGAUUACGGGUUCGCUUGCCACAAUCUUUUACCUUACAUAGAAAACAAGCUUGAAUUAAGCGCGUUUGUUCGAGACCGCGACCUUUUACCUUCCAGUGAUAUUGCCCGAGGGAUUGUCGACGCCGUCAACUGCAGUUGGCGGGUAGUCCUGGUGUUUAACGACAACUUUUUAAAGGCCGACGACUGGAUGCUGUUUACCAUCAGGUGUGCGGUGUACUCUCAGACACCCGCCAACCCGGCGCGGGUUGUCGCGAUGGUCAACAAACGUCAUGUCCACCAGCUGCCCACAGAGCUGUUAAGUGCCAUGGUGGACGACAACAUUAUCGUCGUGUCCAGAUGGGAGCUCGAUUACGUCAUACGGCAAAAGCUCAGGACUUUGUUAUGUAAAUGA
This is a messenger RNA of Physella acuta, 1389 nucleotides long. Its product is annotated as toll-like receptor 4. Gene Ontology annotation, molecular function: signaling receptor activity. Gene Ontology annotation, cellular component: plasma membrane. Gene Ontology annotation, biological process: signal transduction. The record is from RefSeq and is a predicted model, not a curated record. NCBI's taxonomy places the organism in Eukaryota, Metazoa, Mollusca, Gastropoda, Physidae.